AUGCCUUCUCAAUCAGCACUUUCAGCAGACGAGAAGUCUAAAGUAAAAUCUACUUUAGAAAAUUCCUCGCAGAAGAUACUCACCGCUACCGCUGCGCGUAUCUACUUCGCACAUCCGCAGCCAAACCGCUGGUCUUAUGGCGGUUUGCAAGGCGCACUCGCCUUCAUACGAGAUGAUUCCAAAGGAGCCUUCAUACUGAGGCUGGUUGAUUUAACGGGGACAAGAGGCGUUAUAUGGGAACACGAACUAUAUGAAGCGUUCGAGUAUCACCAGGACAGGUCGUUCUUUCAUUCAUUCGCGGGCGAUAAAUGCAUGAUUGGCUUUGUCUUUGCUGAUGAGAAAGAUGCGAAAGUCUUCUUCAAGAAAGUAACGAACCGCAAAGCUGAUAAAGGUAUGGCGGUACAGAAGCUCUGGUUGACCGCCUCUGACCUCCAUGCUUCAGUCAAAACUUCCUCCUCAGAGAAGAAGAAAUCUGCCAAGGGCGGUAGAAUAGACAAAUCCAUCAUUUCAGGUCCAACCGCUGGUUCGUUCGUGCAUGUUGCACACAUGGGCUAUGACGCUGACAAGGGUUUUACGUCCACCAACGUUGACCCAUCAUGGACCGCCUUUCUGAGCGAGCUGGAGGGUUCAGGCGUUAGUCGCGAGGUCAUCGAGUCGAAUAUGGAUUACAUUAAAGGCUUUGUCCGUGAUGCGCAAAGUGCACCCCCGCCUGCUGCCAAGAAACCGCCGCCGCCCCUACCUGCGCCUAGAAAUAGGGGGCACACGCAGCAGGGUAGUGUUGCAUCAUCAGUUAAUGGCGAUUCUGCACCUACUUCCCGUGCUCCUCUAUCUCCGUCGCGUCCAGUCUCUGUUGCGCCGCAUCUACCCCCUGCUGCAGCGUCCCCGUCAUCGGGUCCCACCUGGGUUGCUCCACCGCCACCACCACAACCACCACAACGAGGCCCUCCAACUGCUGCUCAUACACCCGCGGCCCACUCAGUAAGACCAGGACCACCCCAACCGCCUGUUCGUCCCGCGACUGCUGUCCGUCCACCUCCGCCUCCUGUGCGACCACUAGGCAGUGCUCCUGUACAACUUCGAGGGUGUGUUCUACCACCACCACCACCACCACGACCUCUAGUCAGAACUCCACCACUCCCACCACCUUCAUCUGGAGAUCCUCCGCCGCCUCCGCCCCCACCACCGCCUCCACCUUCAUAUGGGGAUCCUCCUCCUCCUCCGCCACCGCCACCACCACCACCACCACCACCACCAGGAGUGGCGCCGCCCCCACCCCCGCCCCCGCCACCCUCAAAUGGGGAAGGAGGUACAUCAGUAUUACCCACUUCCCCGCAGCCUGGUCGCGCGGAUCUUCUUGCAUCCAUUCGUGGACAGAAUGUGACAAAUUUACGGAAGACGGGUGGUCCUCAGUCAACGCCGCCUCCCCCCACCGCGCCUGCUGCAGAAGAAUCUGGUGGAGGUGGAGCAGGUGGAAAUCUGACUGCCGCAUUGGCUGCUGCUUUACUGGAAAGGAACAAGAGGCUAGGUGAUAGUGACGAAGAGGAAGAGGACGAUGACUGGGACUAA
Suillus paluster is the source of this 1566-nucleotide messenger RNA. RefSeq lists its product as uncharacterized. The record is from RefSeq and is a predicted model, not a curated record. NCBI's taxonomy places the organism in Eukaryota, Fungi, Basidiomycota, Agaricomycetes, Boletales, Suillaceae. Gene Ontology annotation, molecular function: actin binding. Bases 1 to 1566 code for a protein of 521 amino acids. The transcript is spliced from 2 exons.